Messenger RNA from Daphnia magna, 610 nucleotides. RefSeq lists its product as uncharacterized. NCBI's taxonomy places the organism in Eukaryota, Metazoa, Arthropoda, Branchiopoda, Diplostraca, Daphniidae. The record is from RefSeq and is a predicted model, not a curated record. The transcript is spliced from 4 exons. The coding region runs from base 36 to 602 and encodes 188 amino acids.
CAAUACUUGUCGUUCACCCUACCUCGUUAGUAGAAAUGGCUUGCGCUGAACAAGGGCAUGUAAAGAGCGUGUUUGUAGAAGUGGAAGUCACAGAAAUAUUAGCCGUGGCAAAGAAGAGCCAUAAACCAGAAGUGCAUAAUGUGUUGGUGCACUACAAACACAUAGAAAAGAACCAUGAAUUCGAAACUAAGUCUAGGGUUGCAAUGAAACUUCUUCCGAUACUCAUCACACCCAGGAAAAAAGACAAACAUGCACACAGGCACUUUUUUGACCAACGAGAAGAAUCUGCCUCAACGCAGAGCUCGAUCGAUGAAAUUAAACGGCCAGCUCCAUUUAUUCUCGCCAUCGGGGCUGAGCUGUAUGUUGUGACAGCUGGGCAAGUUUUUUUUAAAUUUGGAUCCCAAAGUAGUACCGAGGCCAUUCUAGCCCUACUUGCCGCAUACUACAUAUUUGAUCUCGAGUACAGCAAGUACGUCAAGUCAGCUCUAUUUUUCCUCCAAAGUUAUUGCCUGAAGGAGCCCGAUCGUGUCACAAACUCUUGUUCGGCACUGAAUGUGUUCUUGAGUCUCAUCGAAUGCUACAAAGAUCGAAGUAGUCAGUAAGUAUACAG